AGCUCUAUUAAUUACGUCCACGGAUAUAUAUACCCGGUAAAAUGAGAUAUACAAGCAUUUUAAAUGCAUCAACGAAGAAUAUGAGGUUACUCUUAUUCGGCAAACCCGGAUCUGGUAAAGGGACGAUGUCACAAAAGCUGCAAUCGUAUGAUGUUAAUAUACUCUCAGCUGGUGACAUAUUACGGAAGAAUGUCAGAAUGGGAACACCGUUAGGCCAAAAGGCGGAUAAAGUUAUAAAGCAAGGAAGCCUUCUCCCAGAUGAUGUGAUGUUAAAGCUUCUAACAAGUGAACUCGAGAAAGUACACGACUAUCACUGGAUACUAGACGGUUUUCCUAGAACGAUAGGACAGGGACAGCUUUUAGACAAGCAAUUAGAAAGCAAUUCGAUAAACUUGGUCAUAAACUUGGACGUACCUGAUUCCAUCAUCCUCGAUAGAAUACAACAGAGGUGGAUACACGAGAAGUCCGGCAGGGUAUACAACCUUGGUUACAACCCACCAAAAGUAGCAGGCAAAGAUGAUGUAACGGGAGAAGCUUUGACACAGCGUGAUGAUGACAACGUUGAUACAUUCAAAACCAGAUUGAACACCUACAGAAGCCACACAGAGCCAUUGUUGGAAUACUACCAGUCAAGCAACAGAUUGGAGACGGUUUCAGGAAAAACCUCAGAUGAGAUUUGGCCACAAUUGAAUGAUUUGAUCAAAAAUAAAUUUAGCUUUUCUUAAUUGUCUUCUCUUUUGUUGUAUAUUCGUCAUAAUAAACCAUCAUCAUCG
Wallemia mellicola CBS 633.66 is the source of this 773-nucleotide messenger RNA. Its product is annotated as adenylate kinase. Bases 42 to 725 code for a protein of 227 amino acids. The record is from RefSeq and is a predicted model, not a curated record. Gene Ontology annotation, biological process: nucleobase-containing compound metabolic process. Lineage: Eukaryota; Fungi; Basidiomycota; Wallemiomycetes; Wallemiales; Wallemiaceae. The transcript has 5 exons. Gene Ontology annotation, cellular component: cytoplasm; mitochondrion. Gene Ontology annotation, molecular function: AMP kinase activity; ATP binding.